This is a messenger RNA of Protopterus annectens (West African lungfish), 3104 nucleotides long. RefSeq names its product synapsin II (gene SYN2). Bases 556 to 2256 code for a protein of 566 amino acids. NCBI's taxonomy places the organism in Eukaryota, Metazoa, Chordata, Ceratodontiformes, Protopteridae. Gene Ontology annotation, molecular function: ATP binding. Gene Ontology annotation, biological process: neurotransmitter secretion. The transcript has 13 exons. The record is from RefSeq and is a predicted model, not a curated record. Gene Ontology annotation, cellular component: synaptic vesicle membrane; synaptic vesicle.
ACAGCACGUGUGUGUGUGCGUCUCUGUGCGUGGGUGUGGGUUUGACAGGAAGAAAGGUGUGUAAGUGUAUGCAUAGGGGUGGGCUAGCUCUCAGCAUGCAGCAUCCCCUUUAAUCUGCAUAUUCAUAGGGUACCCCAUAGAGCCUGUCAAAUGAAAAAAAAAGCUUCACAACCCUGAUAUUCAAGAGAGUGAGACAGCACCCAGGCAUUCGUUCUGUGACAACGGCAUUAGAUGGCGCUUGCCUGAACAUCAGCUGGCUGUUACAUUUGAUCACAAGCUGCAAUUAACCAGACAGCUCAAGGAGAAACAGCCAGGAAGAGCAAAGCAUCAGAUCUUCCUGAUUUAGCACAGACCAGUAAGAAAAAGGGAAACAAGGUUCUGAUUUUUUUGAAGGAUUAAUAUUCUGAAACCAGUCUGUUGUAUCUAACAACAAAUAAGUAGAGACCUUGGAUAUUACUGGGUGCAUUUAAUUUAUCUUGUAUUUCUUGCUGUUUGGAAUUCAGACUUACUGCCUUGUUUCUGCAAGGUCUUCCAGCUACAUCCCACCCAGGCCAAAUGAUGAACUUUCUGCGCCGUAGGCUCUCUGACAGCAAUUUCAUUGCCAACCUGCCAAAUGGAUACAUGACAGACCUUCAGAGGCCAGAACCUCAACAACCCCCUCCUCCACCACCGCCUCAGCCUUCCUCAGUAUCCCCAGCCCCUGAAAGAAAGCAGUCUACUCAGGCUUCCGGAAGCGGCUUCUUCAGUUCCAUCUCCAAUGCUGUGAAGCAAACUGCUGCUUCUGCUGGAUUAGUAGAUCAAACAUCAUCUACAGCAACUAAAAAGUUCAAACUGCUCCUUGUCAUUGAUGAUCCACACACAGAAUGGGCCAAGUGCUUUCGUGGAAAGAAAGUUCACAGUGAAUUUGACAUCAAAGUGGAACAAGCAGAAUUUAAAGAGAUCAACUUAGUCUCAUAUGCUGAUGGUACAUGUAUGGUGGAUAUGCAGGUCUUCCGAAAUGGCACAAAAGUUGUCAGGUCAUUUAAACCCGACUUUGUUCUAAUUCGACAACAUCCUUACAGUAUGGCAGAGAAUGAAAACUACCGCAAUAUCAUUAUAGGCUUCCAAUAUGCAGGCAUUCCAAGUCUCAACUCCUUAGAAUCUAUCUACAACUUCUGUGACAAGCCAUGGGUGUUUUCCCAGCUGGUUAGCAUCUACAAGAAUUUAGGACCAGAAAAAUUUCCACUGAUUGAACAGACCUUUUAUCCAAACCAUAAGGAAAUGUUGACUAUGCCAACGUUUCCUGUUGUUGUCAAGAUUGGACACGCUCAUGGAGGCAUGGGAAAGGUGAAAGUAGAGAAUCAUUAUGAUUUUCAGGACAUUGCAAGUGUGGUUGCUUUGACACAAACAUAUGCCACAUCAGAACCAUUCAUAGACUCCAAAUAUGACAUAAGGAUUCAGAAAAUAGGCAAUAACUAUAAAGCUUACAUGAGAACAUCUAUUUCAGGAAACUGGAAGACAAACACUGGCUCAGCGAUGCUGGAACAGAUUGCUAUGUCUGAUAAGUACAAGCACUGGGUCGAUUUAUGUUCUGAAAUCUAUGGAGGACUUGAUAUCUGUGCAGUGAAAGCUGUCCAUGGCAAAGAUGGAAAGGACCACAUUAUUGAGGUUAUGGACUGUGCAAUGCCACUAAUUGGAGAGCAUCAGGCAGAAGAUCAGCAACUAAUAGCGGAUCUGGUGAUAGCAAAAAUGAACCAGACUGUGCCAAAGACAUCAGCUCCUUCACCUCAGAGACCAACAGCUACACAGCAGCCACAGAGUGGAACAAUCAAGGAACCCCAUGCAGAGACAAACAAGAUCCCACCUCAACGACCACCACCUCAAGGGGGCCCAGUGCAACCCCAAGGAGUGCAAUCUCAAAACCAGGAAGCAUCGCUGCAACAGCGCCUUUCCCCUCAGGGGCAGCCACCACAGGAGAAAGAGUCUUCACCAACUGGACCUCAGCCUCAACUGCAAAAGACAGCUGGCCCUACUGUGGAGCAGCCACGAAGUCAGGGACAAGUGACAUCCAAACCUGGAAUGAUGAACUCCAAACCAGAACGUGUUCCACCUCCAAAGCCUCAGCCUCAUCCACAGCUCAACAAAUCACAAUCUUUGACAAACGCAUUCAGUUUCUCAGAAUCAUCCUUCUUUCGCUCAAGCUUGAAUGAAGAUGAAGCCAAGGCUGAAACAAUCAGGAAUUUGAGAAAGUCUUUUGCUAGUUUGUUUUCUGACUAGUGUAAAUAUCAGGGAUGUUUUCAGUUUUGAAAUGUAGCUUAUUUAACUAUCCCUCUUAAGAUAACUUCUUUCUUAUGAGUUUGGUCUCCUCCUGUACUCUCCCAUGAAUGUCCUUCGUGAUUGUUUGCUUAACUGAACAAUGUAUUCAAUAACAAAAGCAUAACUAACAUGACAAUAUAAUAACUUCACUUAAAAGUUAUGCCUAAAGAGUGGGCGUUGAAAAUAGCCACAUUAUUAUACAUACCAAAAGAAUGGUUCAUGUGGGAGACAAAAAAUCUCACUACAGGUCUGGAGCUGUGAUAUUGUGGCCUUACUGUGUCCACAUUUUAGUACCCAAAUACCUGCUGUGCAGUCAGUAUAGUACAAUGACCAAUACUUGUGUUCCUUACUUUGUUCAUCCCAAACUGCUUUGCUAUUAAACAUUGUUUUUUUUUUUUAAUCAUGUGAAAUUAGCUUUUACAGUAUAUGUACUGCUAUAGCUUUAAAUGCUAUACUAUAUAGAUUUUAAAUAGAUAAAUAAUAUAAUAUCCUUCCAUGCUGUCUCAUUUUCUGAUGUAGCUACUGAAAUGCCAUUUAUUGCAAAAGUGCAAUUUCCUUUUAACCUUGGACAAUCAUUUUUGAUGUUUCCAUAAAGUGUUCACUAUCCUAAGUGUUUACAGGAUGGCAAAUUGCAGAACAUCAUAUCUUUAAAGUGUAGUAUUAUACAUUUGUAAACCAUUUCUCUGUAGUGUUUUUGUUUAGUAACACUGUUGUGUUAAAAAAUGCAUUGCAUGAUUUGAUGGCAUUAAACUUUUGUUUUGUCUAGUGUACACGUCAAUAAAUGCAAAACCAUCUGGUUGGUGAAGAUG